AUGCUUCAACAUAUUUUAUCAAAGAUGUUGCAAUACCUUUUCUUCUUCAUGCUUUUGUUGGGAGUUUCAACUGGCUAUGAUGAAUUCCUAUGUGACUCAGCUGCUAACACUAAGAUUUAUAUUGUCUAUACCCGAGAUACCAUCAAAGAUGAAGCUGCUUCUUUAAUCCAUUAUAAUUAUUUGCUACAACAGGCUACAGACAGCAACUCGACAGCAAAAACUAUACUUUAUUACUAUUGGCGUAGUUUCAACGGAUCUGUGGUGAAGCUAACAGAAAAAGAAGCUGAUAGAAUGGCAGGACUUGUUGGAGUUGUUUCUGUUUUUCCAGAUGAAAAGAGACAACUCCUCACGACAAGAUCAUGGGAUUUUAUUGCCUUUACAUAA
Molecule: messenger RNA, 384 nt
Organism: Vicia faba (fava bean)
Lineage: Eukaryota; Viridiplantae; Streptophyta; Magnoliopsida; Fabales; Fabaceae
Source: the annotation of a GenBank genome assembly